GUGAAACACAAACUAAUGGAUAAAAGUCCAGCGGAAGCAGCCGAGACCAAGAAAUCAAAUCUUCAAGGUUUUGUGAUCUCUAUGUUCAUAGCUGUUCUUCUUUAUCUUGUCUUACUAAUUAAGUUGCCUCCUUUGCCUGUUCUUUGGUCGAUUGUUUAAGUGCAUAUAUAGAUAGGACUGACUUCAUUUGCAGGGCGGAUCAUUACAUGCUGCAAUAACCUUACUUUCUGGAUGCAGAAAUGAAUAGUGAUGAUGAGCAGAAAUUCAUAAAGAUGACAGAACAAGAAGAAGAUAUCAUAUACAGAAUGCACAGGCUGGUUGGAGAAAGGUGGGACUUGAUAGCAGGCCGUAUUCCAGGACGAAAAGCAGAAGAAAUAGAGAGGUUCUGGAUAAUGAGUGAACAAGAACCAAAGUGCUGAAAAACUCCUCAACUUUCACAAUCAAUUAAGGGAUUCCUUUAUUCUGUCUUCAUUUAAACUGCGUUGAUAUUCUGCAGUAUAAAGAGUAGAGAUAUAAAUGGUGUUUGAUUUGUGUUUUCCCUAAUGAAGUUUUUUAUUUUCAAAAUAAUUGAUGUUGUUACUCUGUUUCCAGCACAUGCAUACAUGUAGCUCUUACCUAACAAUGAUUCGCGAACAUUUUUUUUUUUUA
Molecule: messenger RNA, 648 nt
Organism: Rubroshorea leprosula
Lineage: Eukaryota; Viridiplantae; Streptophyta; Magnoliopsida; Malvales; Dipterocarpaceae
Source: the annotation of a GenBank genome assembly